CUGAGACUGGAGUAUAUGCACCCAUACAGAGAUCCUAUGGAAGUACUAGCAGAGGAACGAUGUAAGCGGCCUUGCGCAACUUAUCAGCGAACUGGUUCAUGCCAGUAUGGCGUGGCUUGUCGAUACUCACAUUUGACGAGGGAGGAGGAGGCACGUCUUCAAGCAUCAGUGGGUAAAUCAGAGGCGUGGGCAUGCAAUUAUUGGAAAUCGUUCGUUUAG
This is a messenger RNA of Hydatigera taeniaeformis, 219 nucleotides long. Lineage: Eukaryota; Metazoa; Platyhelminthes; Cestoda; Cyclophyllidea; Taeniidae. The record is from the annotation of a GenBank genome assembly.